UUCCUCAUGCUGGCAAGCAACUAUCCUAUGAAAGUUUCCGUUCUUUAAGAAUACAUUGCCUUGCAUCAUUUUUGGUGAUUCACAUUAAUAAAAACAAACUGAACUGAGGCAUUUCACUCCAGACACAGCCCUCACCCACUGUUAUUUCUAGCACCUUACAAAUAAGGACAAUUACGAGGAUGAGGGAGGCUACUUCUGUACAGUAGCUCAGCCAACACUAAUGUUUGAUUCACACUUUCUUUUCACUUCCUGACUACAAGUACCCUAAAACUGUCAGCAGGAGGAAGUCACCAUCUUAAGAGCGUCUGAGCACCAGACACCAUCACUUAUAAAAUCAUCACUAUGAACAGACAGUAACUACAGAAACGUCAACACAUGGCAUGUCCUGACAGCUACAACUGGAGAGCCACAGGUUGGAGAUCACCACUUUACUGUGGACCACGUUUUUUCUGUGAGAGAUCAUAAUGGAGAAUGGAAAUCAAAGCCAAACCCUUACGCCAUACUUCUGGCAGUUUGACGAAUAUGGAAUUGCUGCCCUUGUAUAUUACAGUAUUGUUCUGCCUGUCGGACUGUUUGUUAAUAUCACAGCACUGUGGGUCUUUAGCUGCACGACUAAGAAAAGAACAACUGUAACCGUGUACAUGAUGAACGUGGCACUGCUCGAUUUAAUGUUUCUCUUGUUUGUCCCCUUCCGUAUAGUAUACUAUGCCAAACAACUCUGGCCCUUCGGAGACCUAUUCUGCCGGAUCAUGGGUGCUAUCACCAUUUUUUACCCAAGUGUCACUUUGUGGUUGCUUGCCUUUAUUAGUGCGGAUCGAUACAUGGCUAUUAUGCAGCCCAAACACAUCAAAGAACUUAAGAACAUUUCGAAAGCAAUGACAGCAUGCUUUGGGAUUUGGAUAAUGACUGUUGUAACCACAUCCCCUUUGCUUUUUAUAAACGACGACCCCGAUAAAGAAUUUAAUUUUACCACUUGUUUUAAACUGUUUGACAUUGUCCACUUCACGCAAAACAGAAUCCUGAACUUUGCUCGCCUAAUAUUCUUUUUCCUGAUUCCUCUGCUAAUUAUGAUAGGGUGUUAUAGUAUCAUAAUCUACAGUCUGAUCAGUGGUAGAACAUCUCGACUCAAGCCUAAAGCAAAGAAGAAGUCAAUACGGAUCAUAGUGACUCUGAUCGUGCAGGUUUUGGUGUGCUUUGUGCCAUUUCAUGUGUGCUUUCUACUAAUAAUGAUUCAGGAACCACAAGAAUACUACAUUGCAUGGGGAAAGGUGUCCACCUUCCUGAUGAACAUUAGUACAUGUCUAGAUGUUAUCUUAUAUUACAUUGUCUCCAAGCAGUUCCAGGCUAGAGUCAUUAGCGUUAUCUGGUACAGAAACUAUCUACGCAGUGUGCGAAGGAAAAGUAUGCGGUCAGGCAGUAUUCGCUCCUUAAGCAAUGUCAACAGUGAGAUGAUAUGAUCAGUGGAUUUUUUGUUUUACAUGUAUAUGAAAUAAAUGAGUGUACAUUUUUAUUCCUUUUAACCCAAGGAUAUGAGAAUUUAUUUUUUCACUAUGUAUCACAGGACAAGACAAGAAAACCUUACUGUAAAGCAUUGCAUAUGGUAGUAUUUAAUAUACAUACGUUAUCCUAGCUAACAUCAGCACCAUACAAUAUUAAGCUAUGACAUGCCUGAUGCCACACGAGCAAUAGUAGAACCUAAAUCUAAGGUCAAAACUACAUAAUUGCUCGCUAACACUAGGA
Molecule: messenger RNA, 1740 nt
Organism: Bufo bufo (common toad)
Lineage: Eukaryota; Metazoa; Chordata; Amphibia; Anura; Bufonidae
Gene: GPR18
Product: G protein-coupled receptor 18
Exons: 3
Coding region: 465-1457 (330 amino acids)
Biological process (GO): phospholipase C-activating G protein-coupled receptor signaling pathway; positive regulation of Rho protein signal transduction
Cellular component (GO): membrane
Molecular function (GO): G protein-coupled receptor activity
Source: RefSeq, a predicted model, not a curated record